Molecule: messenger RNA, 2566 nt
Organism: Neolamprologus brichardi
Lineage: Eukaryota; Metazoa; Chordata; Actinopteri; Cichliformes; Cichlidae
Product: toll-like receptor 1
Biological process (GO): immune response; inflammatory response; toll-like receptor signaling pathway
Cellular component (GO): plasma membrane
Molecular function (GO): protein binding; transmembrane signaling receptor activity
Source: RefSeq, a predicted model, not a curated record
GUCCUCACACCGCUCAGACCUGAGUUUGUCACAGUUGAAGCUGAAGCUAUGUCUCCACAAAGCACAUCUGUGGCUGUUUUGAUUGGGACCAUCAUCGUGUCCCUAACGAGACCGGACUGCACAGCUAUCAGGGAAAACAACGAAGGAUUCAAACUCUGCGUCACGUCAAUGCGAGGCGUCAAAGACCUCUCACAUCUAAACAUCACCAGUGUUCCAAGUCUUUCCAACGAAACCCAGUAUUUGGACAUCUCCUACAACGUCAUCCAAACGCUGGAAGGAACUGAGUUUUCUGGACUGUCCCAGCUUUGUUUUUUGAACGCAGCUCACUGUGGACUUCGGGAGAUUUCAGCCACAGUGUUCACCCACACACCAGCACUCAAAAUUCUCAACAUAUCUAACAACGACUUAGCUUUCAUCCCUGACAUUUCCUUGAAACAGCUGAAAAUUCUCGAUCUGGCCAACAACCGGUAUACCAGCUAUGAAUUACCGGCAUCCUUUCAGAACUUCACAAAGCUGGACUUCCUGUCUCUGGGUAGCGCGGCUGCUCUGUCAGUGAGCUACGGUGACUUUGAUGCCCUGAUGAAUGUUUCUGUUCAGCAUCUGUUUUUGGGAGCAGGAACUCACUGGCAAAAGUAUGAACCUGGUUCUCUUGCAAAAGUCAAGUCUCUCAAAAAGCUGUCCCUCUUUGCAUCUUUUUGUGGGACCUUUGGGAUGUUUGAGAACCUCCUUGUGGACUUGAAUGUGACACAAGCAAAAAUGUUGCGAGUCAUCUCGCUAUUUCCAGACAGCUGCAAUGUGAGCGACGACCCCUUUAAGAACCUGAGAACAAUGCCUUUUAUUCAGAAUCUCACCUUAGAAAACACCUGGAUAAACAGCACGUUUAUGGUGGUGUUUAUGAAGAACGUGUGGGUUUCCCCUCUCCACCAGCUCUCAUUUGUCAACAUCACUUACAACGAGGACACACCAGAUGGCUUUAAUUUACCGCCCAUUAAUCACACAAUCAAUCUUUCCUCGGUUAUCUUUAAUGGUGUGAAUCAUUAUCAAUACAGGUAUCCCACGAUAAACAUGAGCUUUGAGGCCGCCUCCAGACUGACCUAUUUAAAGUUCUCUGGGACUGGAAUGAAUAUUUUGCCCUGCAGAGUCAUGACUGCCCUGCCAUCACUGCAGAUUCUUGACCUGUCAGAUAACCUGCUGUCAGAGUCGGGCUUCUGGUGGACUCCGUGUUCACGCAGCUCUGUUUUUCCCAAACUGCGGAAGCUGUCUUUAAGCAGGAACCGCUUCAGCAGUCUUUCCUUUAUCUCUCAGAAGACACAUCAGAUGAACUCACUGGAGUCUCUGGAUCUCAGCUUCAACUCCAUCCACUUGGACGGGGACUGCUAUUGGCCUGCUCAGCUGACUGAGCUUCGCCUUGGAAACAACAACCUGGGCAACAGUGUCUUUGCAUAUCUGUCAUCAGACUUUGAGAAGAUCGACUUGUCAAAGACAGGAAUAACGUCCAUAACGCAAAAGGAUCUGACUCGCUUUUCCAAGCUGACACAUCUUACUCUUAGCUCCAACAGCAUCCAGGUUAUCCCGGUAGAUCUCAGUGUCCCCGCUCUGCUGAGUCUUCACAUAGACCAGAAUGCUAUCACAUCUAUAUCGAGAGAGGUCUUGGCAGGGCUUCCCAGGCUUCAGAAACUCAAAGUUGGAGGCAAUCCGUUUGUCUGCUCGUGUGACUCCUAUUGGUUCAUCACUGCUUUCAACAAGUCCUUGUUAAUGGACUGGCCCUUAGAUUAUACAUGUAGCACACCACUGUCAUUUGCAGGUCUGCCUUUGUCGGAGUACAAACCCAGUGAGCUGUCGUGUGAGAUGUGGCUUCAAGCUGCAGUUGCGCUGCCCGUGCUGAUAGUUAUAUCUGCAGCUGUAGGUCUGGUUUUUCAUAAAUGUGAUGGAGCGUGGUAUACAAAGAUGUUAUGGGUCUGGAUCCGGAUGAAAAGGAGAGGCAAGAAACGUUCCAAUAUUUUGAACAACGCAUCAUUUAGUUAUCAUGCGUUCAUUUCCUACAGUAAUCAAGAUUCUGACUGGGUGGACGCCCACCUGGUUCCCACUUUGGAAGGUGCUGGAUUUUCCCUAUGUGUCCACGAGAGAGACUUUGUCCCUGGAGAGUGGAUCAUAGACAACAUCAUCAACUGUGUUGAGUCCAGCUACAAGACGCUGUUUGUCCUCUCCAAACACUUCGUGCAAAGCGAAUGGUGCAACUACGAGCUCUUCUUCGCUCAGCACCGAGCCAUCAGCGUCCAUCGGGACUCGCUGGUCUUCAUAUUAUUGGAGCCCAUUCCGACAGACUCUCUUCCUAAGAAGUAUUUGAGACUCAGGAGUUUGCUGAGGCAGCAGACAUACCUCGAGUGGCCGAAAGAUGACAGGAAGCAGCAGACUUUCUGGGCAAGCCUGAAAUCCACGCUGCAUAUUGCAGACAAAUCUGUUGUUCUGAAGGACAUUGCACUGGCCAUUUCAGAUACAGUACCUCUGGUUGCAGACCAAAUGUAAGUCACAAUUUUAUUCAAGCAUGACAUGUGCACAUACUGAU